Messenger RNA from Phragmites australis (common reed), 2519 nucleotides. Its product is annotated as serine/threonine-protein kinase Nek2-like. The transcript has 15 exons. Bases 437 to 2176 code for a protein of 579 amino acids. The record is from RefSeq and is a predicted model, not a curated record. Gene Ontology annotation, molecular function: ATP binding; protein kinase activity. Lineage: Eukaryota; Viridiplantae; Streptophyta; Magnoliopsida; Poales; Poaceae. Gene Ontology annotation, biological process: protein phosphorylation.
UCCUGCACGGCUGAAAGCCAAGUCAGAGUAUGCGCGUCCUCUUUUUCGCCAGUUCCCCUGUCGCUUUCUCGCUCUAGAGCUUCCAUGGUUCUCUUUCUUUCUCUUCCGAAUACCCUUUUCCCUAGUUCGCCUCCUUCGCCAGUCGCCACCUUCUUCCUUUUGACCAUAUAAAAUUUUGAGGUCCCAAAGCAAUCAGCGGGAUGAAAGUUUGAACUCACUGCCGCGCAAUCUCUCUCUCUCUCUCUGAUCAAAUGCGGCGAGAUCUGUGCGUGUGAGGUGAACACACUCAAAGAUUUCUCCUCCACCCCUUCCGCUUCUUGCAUUGGUCCGCGAGGGGGAUUUCUUGAGGUGUUUUGGUCAGUUCUUGGAGUUAGCAACUGCCAUUGGGUGGUUUUGGACAGAAGAACAAGAAACAUCUUGCUGAACGUAGACAGCCAUGGAUCAAUACGAGGUGCUGGAGCAGAUCGGUAAAGGAGCAUUUGGCUCUGCUCUGCUAGUCAGGCACAAGGUGGAGAAGAAGAAGUAUGUGUUGAAAAAGAUCCGGCUUGCUCGGCAGACAGACCGCACUCGCCGAUCUGCCCACCAGGAGAUGCAGCUCAUUGCUACAGUGAGGAAUCCAUUCAUUGUAGAAUACAAGGAUUCAUGGGUGGAUAAGGGUUGCUAUGUUUGCAUUGUUAUAGGGUAUUGUGAGGGAGGGGACAUGGCUGAAGCUAUUAAAAGAUCCAACAGUACCCAAUUUUCUGAGGAGAGGCUUUGCCAGUGGCUAGUGCAGCUUCUCAUGGCCCUUGACUAUUUGCAUGCGAAUCACAUUCUUCACCGUGAUGUGAAGUGCUCCAAUAUAUUUCUCACUAGUGAUCAAAACAUAAGACUUGGUGACUUUGGGCUUGCAAAAAUAUUGACCCCUGAUGAUCUAGCGUCCUCGGUUGUAGGAACACCAAGUUAUAUGUGCCCGGAACUUCUUGCUGAUAUACCUUAUGGUACCAAAUCUGAUAUUUGGUCACUAGGAUGCUGCUUGUAUGAAAUGACUGCGUUCAAACCCGCGUUUAAAGCUUUUGAUAUGCAAGCUCUUAUUAACAAGAUUACCAAGUCGAUAGUAUCGCCUUUGCCAACAAGAUAUUCUGGUGCAUUUCGGGGACUUGUUAGGAGCAUGCUACGGAGAAGUCCAGAGCACAGGCCAAGUGCAGCUGAACUUCUGAAGCAUCCACAUCUAGAACCUUACGUGCUGCAAGUCCAUUUGAAAUCUUCCCCACCUCGCAGCAUAAUUUCUGUCCAUCAGUCUCCAAGUGACAAAAGAAUGACAUUUCCCACAGAGCCUGUUUCAAGAAGCAAGGGCAGGAGGAACUCUUUGGGUAAUGAAAGGAUAGUAACCGUUAGCAAACCUUCUCCUGAGAGAAACUCUGUUAGCUCUAUUCAAAGUACAAAGGAUUACACCACCACACAGAGUGUCAAAGAGGCAUCUGGUCAGGUUGAGGAGGUUACUAGCAAAACCUUACCAUCAAGGACCUCAAGUAUCAUGAAGACUUCGAAGAUAACUCCCUACAAGAUAAUCACAACUCUAAAGAAUCGGCUAGAACCUCCGCAAGCAUCUUACAACAGAACAAAUCGUACUGAGCUUUCAGGAGCACCAGGUUACAGAAGCGCUCGACGGGCCCUCAGAGCAUCGCUUCCAUUGCCAGUAUUCGAGACACCCAAGCGCAGCAUCAGCAUCCUGGAGGAGCUGGAAUCCCCGGAUGUCUCCGUGAAUUCACCUCGGAUCGACAGAAUUGCUGAAUUCCCACUGGCUUCACCCGAGGACCCUUUGUUCUCAGUCGGCAAGCCCUCAUCUGCCCACGGCUCAUGCUCAGCCACGCCUCCGUUCGUCGACCGGUCCAUCACCAAGGACAAGUGCACGGUGCAGACGCUCCGUGCCGCCGACGGUGACAAGGACAGGAGCGACUCCGACUCCUCUGGCCGCAACGCCACCGCCGUGGGCUCGAGGCAGCGUCGGUUCGACACGACGUCGCACGAGCAGCGCGCAGAGGCGCUGGAGGGGCUGCUCGAGUUCAGCGCGCAGCUGCUGCAGCAGGAGAGGUACGAGGAGCUGGGGAUCCUGCUGAAGCCGUUCGGCCCGGAGAAGGUGUCCCCCAGGGAGACGGCCAUCUGGCUCACCAAGAGCUUCAAGGAGACAGGCUUGUAGUUGUAGCCUCAUCUAGCCAGGUCAGUCGAGCACGGUCUCACUGAGUCGGCACGGAUUUGAGACUUAACAUCCUUUUAAUGAAAUCGGGACGUCCUCCCCUUUGUGCUUUCUUUUUUUGGUAGUUGUAGCCUCACCUUGCUUGUAGACAGCAUCACCAGCACUUCCAGGUUUGUUAUGUGCUGCAAUGUAGGCGGGACGUUAGCGUUCAGUUGGAUGCUGGGAGUGGACACCAUCUCAGUGUUGCCCCCAGUAUUGACAGCAGGAAGUAGUGAAAUACUAGGUCCUGUAAGGUUGGUUGUAACCAUCUGGUAACUCGAGAGGUAGUUUCAUUCGUCAGUGCUGA